Peromyscus maniculatus bairdii (prairie deer mouse) is the source of this 1750-nucleotide messenger RNA. RefSeq names its product ankyrin repeat domain 16 (gene Ankrd16). Gene Ontology annotation, molecular function: protein binding. The record is from RefSeq and is a predicted model, not a curated record. Gene Ontology annotation, cellular component: cytoplasm. Lineage: Eukaryota; Metazoa; Chordata; Mammalia; Rodentia; Cricetidae.
GCAUAAAAAAGUCGCUAGCAAACAGAAUCCCGCUGGGGGGCGGGGCGUCCAGGAGAACGGUCACGUGGAGGAAGCGGAAGCCCUAACCAUCUCUCACCUUCGCCCAACCUAUGUUUACACUAGUCUGUGUUUAGGAGGACUGGAGCUCGGUCUUCCUCCUACUUUUGUCACGCCUAGUCCCGGGUGAUGGCUCCGCCUGGGGAUCCCCGGCGCCUCUGCAGGCUGGUGCAGGAGGGCCGGCUGCGCGCUCUGAAAGAGGAGCUGGAGGUGGCCGGAGGUUGCCAGGGGCCAGCCGGGGACACCCUUCUCCACUGUGCGGCCCGCCACGGGCGCCUGGACAUCCUAGCUUAUCUAGUGGAGGCUUGGAGUAUGGAUAUCGAGGCUGCCAACCGAGACUACAAGCGUCCUCUGCACGAAGCUGCCUCUAUGGGCCACCGGGACUGCGUGGACUACCUCUUGGACCGAGGUGCAGCCGUGGACUCCUUGAAGAAGGCCGACUGGACUCCUCUGAUGAUGGCUUGUACAAGGAAGAACCUUGAAGUGAUCCAGGUCCUUGUGGAACAUGGCGCCAAUCCGCUCCUGAAGAACAAGGAUGGCUGGAACAGUUUCCACAUUGCCAGUCGAGAAGGCGACCCAGUGAUCCUCCGGUACUUGCUCACUGUCUGCCCAGAUGCUUGGAAAACAGAGAGCAAAAUUAGAAGAACUCCUUUACAUACUGCAGCGAUGCAUGGCUGUUUCGAAGCAGUACAAGAACUUCUUGAUAGGUGUCUCUAUGAACCAGACUGUAGAGAUAACUGUGGUGUCACACCCUUCAUGGAUGCAAUUCAGUGUGGCCAUGUUAACAUAGCCAAGCUGCUCCUUGAAAAACACAAGGCUUGCCCUUCAGCUGAAGAUCGUCUGGGGGCCCAGGCUCUACACCGGGCAGCAGUCACUGGGCAGGAUGAAGCCAUACAGUUCCUGGUGUCCAGUCUUGGCAUUGAUGUAGAUGUGAGAGCAAAGUCAACCCGGCUAACAGCACUUCUUUAUGCAGCCAAGGAAGGACAGACAAGCACAGUUCAAACUCUGUUAUCCCUGGGUGCCGACAUCAACUCUAAAGAUGAAAGAAAUCGCUCAGCCCUGCAUCUGGCCUGUGCAGGUCAACAUGUGGCUUGCACCAAGUUCCUCCUGCAGUCAGGACUGAAGGAUUCUGAAGACCUAACAGGCACCCUGGCCCAGCAACUCACAAAGAGUAUAGAUAUCCUUCAGGACUUCAACCACACCGUGAAAUCAUAAGGAUGUUUGAAGAAGGAGGCAAUAAAGUCCAUGAUAAUUCACAUCCUGCUUUUUCAGUCACUGACAAAUGAGUGAGUUACUCCUCAGCCAGUGUUUUCCUCUCCUUCUGCCGUCCCUUCUUCAUGUUCCUCUGCUGGAAGACUUGCUAGAUGACCGGGACUCUGGAUUCCUGGCAUGUUGUACGAUCUUGAACACAGCCUUUUCUUUUUUUUUUUUUUUUUCUUUUUUAGACUGUACUGGGGAUUGAAAUCAGAGCCUUGCUCAUGCCAAGCAAGUACCGUGCCACUGAGCUACAUCACCAGCCCCGUGUUUUGUUUCUUCUGCCCUUCAGGUGGAGUGAGAUUAAACAUCAUGUCCUGCAUACCCCUAGGUUUGAAAUGUGUAAUGUGAAUGAAUGUAACAUAGCCUUCUUUAAAUAUAUGAAAAUGUAAUAAAACUAAAAAUGUAAAUUGCUGUUUACUCAAGCUGUAAAACAUAA